GUGCGCGAGAAUAAAAAGGCGUGACGUGCGAGAGUGGUUUUAAACCGAAUUGUGAUAGUCGAGUCUUAGUUCAACGUUGACUUUACCUCGUAUACAACUGGGGGGGUCAGUGCGGCUCGUGCUUUCGAGUCGCGAAGCAGUUGCUGGCCAACGGGGGAACGAUUAUAAUUUCAGUUUUUUUUUUUCGCGUAACUGAGACCAACUGUAUUCUACUCUCAGAAGUGUUGUAAAUCCAUCGGUGCACCUGAUAAGAAGAUUGAUAUUGCCCUGGAGAAUUGCAUUAACUUGUGAAUCGAAAGAAUGAGAAACAGUGAAUUCACAAUGUCACGAGACACUGGUUUAACGAUAAAAGCAAUUCUCCUUGUCCUCGGAUCGUUAUCAAUUGCACAUGCAAUACCAGAUUAUUCGGGCUUGCCCCCUGGGCCCUAUUGCGCUGGCCGAUACAACAACGGAAGAUGCUGCGCAGGGAGACAGGAUGAUUGUAGUGCUCCUAUUUUGAGUACAACCUGCUACUGCGACGAUUUCUGCAAUCGAACGAGGGAAGAAGACUGCUGUCCAGAUUACUGGUCGCACUGUAAACUAAUUACACUGCCCACUCAAGAUUCAUCGGUCAUUGCCGAAAUAAGACAGUGUUUUCACGAGGGGAAAUACUACCACCAUGGUCAGACGUUCCAAUUCAACUGUAAUACUUGCAAGUGUUCAUCAUUAGGAGUUACCGCCAAAGUUCUUUGUGAAGAGAAUAGAUGUCUGAUGGACGUGAAUUUACUGCAAGAGUUGGAGCGUCAGAGGGACCUGGGCUGGACACCAGGGAAUUAUUCAAAAUUCUGGGGCCGAACCCUCACCGACGGAAUCGAAUUGCGAUUGGGAACGUUGAAUCCUUCCAGAUCCGUCUCUAAGAUGCACCCAGUGAAGAGACAUUACAAUCCCGACGCACUGCCACGAGAGUUCGACGCGAGGUUGACAUGGCCGAGAGAUAUAUCCAAUGUCAAGGACCAAGGAUGGUGCGGAGCAUCGUGGGCCGUUUCUACUGCCCAGGUUGCGUCAGACAGAUUCGCUUUGAUGAGCAAAGGCGCCGAGGCGGUUUAUCUCAGUGCACAGAAUUUAAUUUCAUGCAAUAAUAGGGGUCAGCAGGGGUGCAGAGGGGGAUAUCUAGAUCGUGCGUGGCUGUACAUGAGGAAAUUCGGUGUAGUUGAUGAGGACUGCUACCCCUGGUCUGGCAUGAACGACAAAUGCAAAAUCCGCAAACGAACGAAUCUGAAGGCAGCGGGCUGCAGAAGUCCGCCAAAUCCCUUCAGAACGGAAUUAUACAAAGUGGGUCCUGCAUAUCGUCUUGGAAACGAGACGGACAUAAUGCAAGAAAUUCUCAUAUCGGGACCGGUCCAAGCCACUAUGAGGGUCCACCAGGAUUUCUUCACCUAUCAGAGGGGAAUAUACAAACACUCGAGAGCCGCCGAGGUUUACCCCUCUGGCUACCACUCUGUGCGGAUAGUUGGAUGGGGAGAGGAGAUGUAUGGAAAUUAUCCACCGACGAAGUAUUGGAUCGUCGCGAACUCCUGGGGCUCGGACUGGGGUGAAAACGGUUUCUUCAAAAUCCAAAAAGGAAUAGACGAGUGUGAAAUCGAGUCUUACGUAUUAGGCAUCUGGCCAAAAACUGUUCCAGCUAAUUAACUAGCUUUUAACAAACAAAAAAAAAAUGCAUUUAUUGAAUCUCGCUAGCUUCACUCGAAUCUUAUUUAAUCAAUCGUCAUUGGAAUCAAAUCACAUUUUUAGUUCGAAAAAUUACCGCUUUGUGUGAUGUCACGUGUAUGUAUACUCCAUGUGUGUAAAUGUAUAAAAUAAUUGUAGCUUAGGCCAUAAAAUAUAUUUUGUAUAUCAAUAAAAGAAUCAUCGGUAGCUAUUAA
Molecule: messenger RNA, 1901 nt
Organism: Diachasma alloeum
Lineage: Eukaryota; Metazoa; Arthropoda; Insecta; Hymenoptera; Braconidae
Product: tubulointerstitial nephritis antigen-like
Exons: 8
Coding region: 301-1668 (455 amino acids)
Biological process (GO): proteolysis
Cellular component (GO): lysosome
Molecular function (GO): cysteine-type peptidase activity
Source: RefSeq, a predicted model, not a curated record